This is a messenger RNA of Anolis carolinensis (green anole), 1851 nucleotides long. RefSeq names its product inner centromere protein. The transcript has 2 exons. NCBI's taxonomy places the organism in Eukaryota, Metazoa, Chordata, Lepidosauria, Squamata, Anolidae. The record is from RefSeq and is a predicted model, not a curated record. Bases 609 to 1757 code for a protein of 382 amino acids.
CCAACCUUAAAAGAGAAAAUUUGAAAGUCAAGAUCUUUUAAUUUAACAACAAUCUUGUAUUGGAUGAACUGGACGAUAAAGUUGAGGCAAAGAUAUAAGAAGUAAUUUUACACUCCUCCCGCUUGUUGUCCGGGGUUGGGAAGAGACCGCGGGAAAGGUGAAACGAAGAAACGAGGAAAGAUUAAUAACUUACAAUUUGACCUUGGAGGCCAUGAUGUUAUGACUGGAGCCUCCUUCUUGUAAACAACUCUCUGUCUACGCUCCUACGGAACGCCAGUAAGCUCCAAAAACCACUGAGCAUUUCCGGUGGGAGAGAGCGCUGGCGAAGAAGAGGAAGAGAAAGAGGGAGGAAGUGGAAGCCUGGGCGGUGCUUCUCUCUAAAGGAACCGGUGGAAACACUGGUGUGGUAAAAGAGCCUGCCAGAGCUGCCGAUCAUCCAGAGGAACAAACAGAGAGAGAAAUAAGAGACGGGAGAAGGCGACGGGCAAACAUUGAUAAGCAGAUAUCCGAGUCAACGGAAAUUGUGUACAGUGAGUAGCUGGCGGUAUUAAAGAGAAAAGUCCCCUUUCCUACCAGCAUUAAUAUUGGGCAUAAUAGGAUAACUAAGUAUGGCAGUCCCUAAAUUUAAAUCAGAAAGGGACAUGAGGGACAGCAGAGCUCAAUCAAGAAGACCAUCACAUGCGGAGGAUAUAAAUCUGAGAGAUAUUUUACAAGAGAUUCAAAAACUGGCGGAGAGACAGGAAGAGCAUCAAAGAGAAGCUCAACUGAAAUUAGAUAAACAAGCCUACCAACAAAAGGAACUUCACCAAGAAAUGCUUGAGAUGAAAAAAGAAAUCAAGGAAGACAUUGGAUUUCUGAAAAGGGAAAUGGAAAAAUCACAUAGGGACAUUAAUGAGCUGAAAGUAGAGAACAUUAAAAUAAUUAAAUCCCAGGGGAAAUUACAGAAAAAACUAGAUGGGCUCGAAUUCAAAAAUGAAAAAUUAGAAAAAAUGCAGGAGAAAAUGGAACUGAAUGAGAAAGAAUUCCAAUUACGUUUCCGAAAUAUUCAAGAGGAAGCCAAUGAAAAUUUAAGGAAAAUAAUUGUGAAAUUGGUUUCAGACCUUCUCAAACAAGAUCCAGAGUUAAUAGACAAUGGAAUAGAUCAAGUAUAUAGAAUCCAGACAAAUUUCUCCAGAAGAAAUAGAGCCCACAGAGAUGUAAUUAUUCAUUUUGUAAAGAAAAGGACCCGGGAUGAAAUCUUGAUGUCCAACAACCGAAACCCAAUGUAUUUUAAGGAAAAAAAGAUAAUAGUAUUAAAAGAAUUCCCUCAGGCAAUACUAAAUAGAAGAAGAAAAUAUUUCUUUUUGACAGAUGAGCUUAAAAGACAAAAAAUCCGCUUUAGAUGGGAAAGAAGCGAAGGGAUAAUGGUUACUUGGAAGGGAGAAAAGCACUGGCUGACUUCGGAGGAGAAGGCAAAGGACUUUUUUCAAAAGCUGAAGCAAGAUAAGAAGGAAAAUGUGCCUAUACCACCAAGCCCUCCUUCAGUGAAAAGAAAGAAACCAAAGAGAGCUAGGCAUAUAUCACCUAAGGACUCUGAUUUAAAGGUAAAACUAAAUCCAACGGCAUCGGGCACAUCCGAUGUGGGAGAUGACAACGAAGAGGAAUCAGAAGAAAGGGAAGAUGAGGAUAUAGAGUCAGAAGAAGAAGACAAAAUGGAAGAAGAAAAUGUACCCCGGGCCCCAAGUGGUGCAGAAGGAACCGAUUAUGGUGUUGAGUGACUUUAAGUCCGCAAGAAUGACUUUCGCAAAGCAUUGGAAAAAUGAGGAGACGCCGAAGAAAACUAGUUGGUUGAACAAACUGAAUGAAAUUCGA